CAUGCUCGCUCGCUCGCUCUCUCUCUCGGUCAAGGUGCGUGUGCACGGCGGAGCAACGAACUCCCGGCAGGUCAUCGACCCCGACACUGGUGCGGCGUUCCAGACGUGCGGAGCUGGUGGUUUGGUUGUGAGGCAGUUGGGAGCGAGGGAUCUCCGGAGAGUGCGCUGGACAGCCAUGGCUGCCCGCCUGCAGCUGCUGGGUCUGCUCCUGGGUCUGGUGUCCUGGUGUCUGCAGUCCAGCUGCACCUCCUCACACGCCUGGAAGGUGCGCAGCCAGGCCGAGUCGGUGAGCAGCAGCCAGUGGCAGCUGGAGGGUCUGUGGAUGAGCUGCGCCGCCACCUCGCUGGGCGCGCUGCACUGCAGCCGCUUCAAGACCGUGCUGGGGCUGCCGGCCCAGCUGCAGGCCUGCCGGGCCCUGAUGGUCCUCUCUCUGCUGCUGGGGUUCGGGGCCACCGUCCUGACGGUUCUCGGGCUGAAGUGCACCAAGAUGGGCGGCGCCUCGGAGACACACAAGAGUCACAUGGUGCUGGGCGGCGGCCUCACCUUCCUCCUCUCCGGUUCCCUCACGCUCAUCGCCGUCUCCUGGUACGCCGGCGCAGUCAUCCACGACUUCUACAGCCCCGUGUUCGGCGGCGUGAGGUUCGAGCUGGGAUCGGGCGUCUACCUGGGAUGGGCGGCGUCGUGUCUCUCUCUGAUGGGAGGGUCGCUUCUGUGCAGCAGCUGCAGGAGGAGCUCGCCACCCCCGCGGUCUUGCAGCUACAGAGCAGCACGGCCUCCCGGCUGCAGCGCCACCCAGGGGCCGGGACAGAGCAUCUACACCGCAGCGCCCCCCUCUGACUGCAGCUCAGCCAAAGCCUACGUGUGACAGCGUCCUGCCAAUAAACGAAAGCUGUGAACCUCA
Molecule: messenger RNA, 901 nt
Organism: Synchiropus splendidus (mandarinfish)
Lineage: Eukaryota; Metazoa; Chordata; Actinopteri; Syngnathiformes; Callionymidae
Product: claudin-7-like
Exons: 5
Coding region: 2-865 (287 amino acids)
Biological process (GO): cell adhesion; bicellular tight junction assembly
Cellular component (GO): bicellular tight junction; plasma membrane
Molecular function (GO): structural molecule activity
Source: RefSeq, a predicted model, not a curated record